AUGAAUAAUAAAACCGAAUCCCUAAUUCAGCAACUGCUGGCAGUUGCUGAAAUCAACCCCCUAGAAGCCCUAGAUGUCGACGUGCGUGACCAGUCCGAUCUCGAACGAGACAUCAGCAGAGAGGCAAAACGUUUGGUGGUUGAAAAAGCAGCCGAAAAUGAGAACAAGCGCCUCGAAAAAGCUUUGGCGAGUCUGACCAAGCUCCAAACCAAGAUUGAUGAUAUUCAGAGACGCUUGGAUAAAUCUACUGGCCCAACGGCCCGUCGAUUGGACGUCGAACUGAACAGACUCAAAAUCUCCAAGGUUGGCCUGGAGACUGAUGUCAGCGACAUUAAGAACCGCAUCGAGCAGCAUCGAGAGGUCCAGCAAGAACCUGUGUCGGCUCCUAGUUCAGGCCGGCUUCCUAAUGAGUCCCGUCGAGACUAUCUGUUGCGCAUUGGCCAUAUUACCCCGUUCGACAAAGUGCCUGAUGUGGAGCAGGAUGAUCUUGCUGCGCCCCUUCACUAUGUCCUUGUCGCCGCCGAAGAUGAGCACCUGGAAUUGCAAGAGCUCGAGAAGGUCAAGGAGCAAGCUUCACAGCGAAUCCUAGUCCGCCCAACUCUCGAUUUCGACCUCGGCAAUGAAAGCACCGGAGCUAGCAUCAACAAACGUCAAAAGGUUGAGAAACGCGCCUCGAUCUCAGAGCAGGCCGAACCCCAGUUUCUUGGCUCCCCAGAUGUGGACCCUUCUGACAGCUAUAUUAAUUCCGAAGGCGAUAGCAAUUCUGAAGGCGAUAGCGAUUUCACACCUGAUCCUGAGCCGAAAUCAAGUCGCAAGCGCAAGCUAGGCAAGGGUAAAGUGGAGUUGGUCGAUAUGAGCAGCAUGGACGAUGGCAAGGAAUCGGUCUAUCAGGCCCGUCUAGCAAAGUGGACUGCCAAGCGCAGAGAGGCCCGAGCCCUGAAUCGCCCCGAUUACGUGGACGACAUCAAGAUAGAUGAGUGGAACAAGCCUCAUCCCAAGUUCGAUGACUUAGAUCUAAACAACGGUAUUUUCGUCCCUGGUGACAUCGCCCAACUUCUUUUCCCAUGGCAACGAACUGGCGUCCAGUGGCUUUGGGAGCUUCAUCAGAAAUGCGUCGGUGGCAUCGUCGGAGAUGAGAUGGGAUUAGGAAAAACUGUGCAAGCUAUUGCUUACCUCGCCGCACUUCAUCAUUCCAACAAAUUUGACAAGCCAACCCUCAUUGUCUGCCCCGCAACUGUGAUGUUUCAAUGGGUUUCUCACAUUCACAUGUGGUGGCCGCCAUUCCGGGUUUCAAUCCUGCACUCCACUGGUAGUGGCAUGCUGAACUUGACCAAGGAGAACCAGCGUGAGGAUGGUUUGGAAAAGCCCGCCGUUCAAACUCGCUCGGAAGCCGUCCUGCAAGCUGCAGAGAGGAUCGCGGACCGUGUCUGCGACGACGGUCACAUACUCAUAACGACUUAUGCGGGUCUGCAAACUUAUGCCGAUAUGCUGACCGACGUUGAAUGGGGCUCUGUUAUUCUUGACGAAGGCCACAAGAUUCGCAACCCAAAUGCGAACAUCACGAUGAUCUGCAAAGAGCUUCGAACCCCGCAUCGCAUAAUCCUGUCUGGAACUCCCAUCCAGAACAGUCUCAUUGACUUGUGGUCGCUCUUUGAUUUUGUCGCUCCCAUGCGUCUUGGAAACCUGGAGAGCUUCAAGAGUCACUUUGAUAUUCCUAUCCGCCUGGGUGGGUAUUCCAUAGCGAGCAAUUUGGAGGUGCAGGUUGCAACCAAGUGCGCCGAGACCUUGAAGGCGGCUAUUGAACCCCUGCUUCUCACUCGGUACAAAACCGAUGUCGCAAAAGAUCUUCCCAAGAAGUCAGAACAGAUUGUCUUCUGCAAGCUGACUGGCACUCAGCGAGCGGCCUACAAGCGCUGCUUGGAAUCCUUCGACCUUCGAUCCAUGACCAAGGGAAGCACUAACUAUCUGCAAUGCAUGGAUCUACUUCGCAAGAUCUGCAACCAUCCCGAUCUGGCGGAUUUCAACAAUAGACGUGGCGCGAUUGACUAUGGAAAGAUGGAAUUGUCUGUCAAAAUGCAAGUCCUUCAAGGUCUCUUGCAAAUGUGGAAGAAGGACGGACAUAAGACCCUAGUAUUUUGCCAGACAAGGCAAAUGCUUGACAUCUUGGAGAAGUUCCUCCUACAACUUAAUGGCAUCACUCAUCUACAGAUGAGUGGGCAAACUCCUAUUAAGCACCGUCAGGGAAUGGUUGAUGAGUUCAAUGAAUCUCCCAACAUUGACGUCUUCUUGAUGACCACCCGAGUGGGUGGCAUCGGUUUGAACCUGACCAGUGCUGAUCGGGUAAUCCUUUAUGACCCUGACUGGAACCCGGCUAAUGAUAUCCAAGCUCGGGACCGUGCUUGGAGACUGGGUCAGACCCGAGAUGUUCACGUAUACCGUCUGUUGUUGAAGGGCACCAUUGAGGACAAAAUUUAUCAUCGACAGAUAUGGAAGCAGUUCCUCGGUCAUAAAAUCACCAAGGACCCUCAAUACCAACAGGACUUCAACUUAAAAGACAUGCAUAACGUCUUUACUCUGGAUGAUGAGGUGGAUGACCAGGUAACGCGCAAUCAUGCCGUCCCCGUCGGAAAGUCAUUCAAGAGUGAGGUCAAGCCAAGCCGAAACUCAAAUGGGGAUAUCUCCGGAGUCGUUCAUUUCGAGAACAUAAGUGAGCGAAUGACCAGCAAGGAGACUGCUGCCAAGACCGAAGAAGAUCGCCUGCUGAAGGGUAUCUUUGCCCGCUCCGGCGGUGUUCGCAAUCAGGCUCAAAACGAGUUCAUGGAACGACAAGCAUCCCGGAUUGCCGAGCAGGGUGCUGUACACCUCCAGCUGGCACAGGUCGAAGCUAAAAAGGUUCCGAUCGGUCUACCGACCUGGACUGGCAGGUACGGUGUGGGUGGUCGCGGCACCACUUCCGACACCGGCGAAGCCGUGGGUGCGCUGCCGCGCCGCAUGCCCAAAGGCUUUAAGGAUUUCAAAGAGAUGAUUAUCCGUUUCCUCCGGACCCACAAGGGUCCCGUCCGCAGUGACAUGAUCUCUCAAAGCAUGAGGCCAUACACCCAGGACGUGAACCGAAUGGCCAUCUUCAAGGACGCUUUGGCAGAAGUCGCAGUUCUCGGCGAAGACUUCCGACACAACCGUACAUGGGCCUUGAAACCAAAAUACGAGACUACCAUCAAGAAAGUUGUGCCCCGCAAGGCAAAGGUAGAUUCUUCGAAGGAGAAGGGUCCUGUGAAAGAAAAUGACCCUACCAAGAAGAAUGCCGUAGAGAAGGAGGUAGCUCCCAAGAAACGGGACCCCAUCGCCGAGAUGGUUGCGCGCAGAGAGAAAGAGAAGCCUGUCCUCCAGCAAAUUCACCGCCGUCGCGAGUAG
This is a messenger RNA of Penicillium taxi, 3411 nucleotides long. RefSeq names its product DNA-dependent ATPase RAD26. Lineage: Eukaryota; Fungi; Ascomycota; Eurotiomycetes; Eurotiales; Aspergillaceae. Gene Ontology annotation, biological process: transcription-coupled nucleotide-excision repair. Gene Ontology annotation, molecular function: ATP-dependent chromatin remodeler activity; ATP binding. The record is from RefSeq and is a predicted model, not a curated record. The transcript is spliced from 3 exons. Gene Ontology annotation, cellular component: nucleus. Bases 1 to 3411 code for a protein of 1136 amino acids.